Tinamus guttatus (white-throated tinamou) is the source of this 1371-nucleotide messenger RNA. NCBI's taxonomy places the organism in Eukaryota, Metazoa, Chordata, Aves, Tinamiformes, Tinamidae. The record is from RefSeq and is a predicted model, not a curated record.
AUGAUCAAAUGCCUGGCAGAAGAUGUGCGAGCCAGGCUGCGCUCUGGAGUGACUGUGGGCUCGCUGGGGCAGUGCGUCGAGGAGCUCGUCCUCAAUAGCAUUGAUGCCAAGGCAACAUGUGUCGCUGUCAGGGUGGAUCUGGAAGCCUUUAAGAUCCAGGUGGUGGACAAUGGUUCUGGGAUGGGGAGAGAAGACUUAAAUAAAAUGGGGAAGUGGUACUUCACUAGUAAAUGCAGCUCAGUUGAGGACUUGGAGAGCCUGAAAUACUAUGGCUUUCGAGGGGAGGCUGUGGCAAGCAUAGCAAACAUGGCCAGUGUGGUGGAAGUUUCAUCCAAGACCAACAAGACGGCAAAAACUUUUGUGAAGCUGUUUCACAACGGGCAAGCGUUGGAAGUCUAUUUUGAUGUUUCAUCAGGUAAGACAAUAUACGUCAAUAGAACUACUGGACUGAGCACUUACAGCACUCCCCCUACAAAAGAGUUCCAAGCUGCCUGCACUAAAGAUAUAAUGACGAUGGCCGUGAAUGUUGUCUCAGAGAAUGGGUUUCAGUGCAGGUGCCAUCCCUUUAGAAGUGAGAUUGUGCUACCCUUCCUUCCUAGACCUCGGAAAGAGAGGACUGUAGCAAGCCAGGAUCCGAGAGAUGCUGAAGGGGAGUCGCUCCAGUCACUGUUUUCAGAAUGGGAUAAUCCUGUUUUUGUUCGCUGCCCAGAGAUUGCUAUUGAUGUGACUAGCAGUCAGGCUGAGAAUUUGGCUGUGAAAAUUCAUAAUAUCUUGUAUCCUUAUCGUUUCACCAAAGACAUGAUUCAUUCAAUGCAGGUUCUUCAGCAAGUGGACAAUAAAUUUAUUGCUUGCUUAAUCAACACUAGGAAUAAAACGGAUAAAAAAGCAGGUGGAAACCUGUUGGUUUUGGUGGAUCAACAUGCAGCUCAUGAACGGAUCCGCCUGGAGCAGCUUAUUGCAGAUUCCUAUGAGAAGGAGGCUGCAGCACGUGGCAAGAAGAAAAUAAUGUCGUCCUCCAUCUGUCCCCCUUUGGAAAUUGAAGUAACAGAGGAACAAAGAAGAUUAUUACGAUGCUGCCACAAAAAUUUUGAGGAUUUAGGCCUUGAAUUAUCAUUUCCUGAAACCAACCAUUCCUUGAUUCUAGUGGGGAAAGUGCCGCUAUGUUUUAUAGAAAGAGAGGCCAAUGAGUUACGACGGAAAAGACAACCUGUCGCCAAAAGCAUUGUGCAGGAAUUUAUUCAAGAACAAGUUGAGGGGCUAUUAAGUUUAAUGACAGUUUGACUUUAGAGGAGAGCUGUCAGCUCAUUGAAGCUUUGUCAUCGUGCCAGCUGCCCUUCCAGUGUGCUCACGGGAGACCUUCCAUGAUGCCCC